Messenger RNA from Penicillium brevicompactum, 1155 nucleotides. RefSeq lists its product as uncharacterized. The transcript has a single exon. The record is from RefSeq and is a predicted model, not a curated record. Bases 1 to 1155 code for a protein of 384 amino acids. Lineage: Eukaryota; Fungi; Ascomycota; Eurotiomycetes; Eurotiales; Aspergillaceae.
AUGUCUCAACGGCAAGAAAUGGACUCCAGUGAUCUGUCACACAAGUUGGAGGCUUGUCCAAUGACCCGCAACUCCAGAAUCACCCAAAGAGAGCAAAGCUCUACCCAGCUAGACUUGCUCCCCGACCUGCUCAUUUUGCAACAGUCUCUCACUCUGGAGUCGAUAGUUUCCACAACUUCCUCUUUCGGCCAGCUAGUCCUUACAGCACGCAACCAACCGCACUUACAGCGAAUCAACCAGAUUGGACUCGGACUACAAGGUGCUGUGUUUGAAAUGGUCGGAAAGCCGUCGGUCAUCAAAAAAGAGAAACCAGGCAACGAGAUCCUUUCUUCCAAUUUGCGGCACGAAUACACACUCCACUGCCGGGUCUCUGCUGCAUUCGAUCGCUAUCAAAUUCCAACGAACGCCGAAGUACUGGUACCCAAGCCCUUAAGCCUUGUGCCGAAAGAAGACGACGCGUUCUGGAACGAAUUAUUACCCAGGUUACCGCACGAAUAUCGUGACCGGGGUGACUCCAUGAUUCUCCAGCGCAUUUUGCCGUUGCCGAAAAGUACCCGUCGGGCGUUGAUCAACUCGUACUGCUCUAGCAAUAUGACCGAAGCGUCAAAGCUGCUUGCAGAACCAGAAAACAAGCACUGUCUCGCCAGAGUAUAUCUCGGAGAGAACAACGGAACCGUCAACCGCAAGUCUCCGCUGCGAAACUUCCCUUUAUAUCUCGAUAACAUGAGGGAUAUCGGUAUUGAUACAAUCCGACUGGCGAGCGCGUUGGGAAAUGCAUUUGCUAUAAUGCACUGGGGUGCUGGGGUCAAUGGCGACGACGUUGAGUUUGUCUUGGGAACCACGGCAGAGGGGCCCACACCAGUCUUUCAAAAGCGAGCAGUUGGUCUGUUUCUACUCGACUUUGGUCAGUGUGAUGCAGUGGACCUAGCUCAAGACCGUGAGGAUGUCUAUCAGGCUUUCAGGGGAGCGAUGGUGACGGGCGAUAACCAAUACUUCAUUCCACGACCAACUCAACCCGCACUAUUUGCCGCAUUCAAAGAGGGAUAUGUUGAAACUGGCAAUGUGAUUCUGGUGGACAAAGGUCUGGACUCAAGGUUCGACAUAGAAGAGUUCAUGCAGGAGUACGAAGAGUACGCCGAAGACUUUCUGUAUUAA